Ictalurus furcatus (blue catfish) is the source of this 876-nucleotide messenger RNA. It is a transcript of the gene nkx6-3, whose product is annotated as NK6 homeobox 3. Gene Ontology annotation, biological process: cell differentiation; regulation of transcription by RNA polymerase II. Bases 1 to 810 code for a protein of 269 amino acids. NCBI's taxonomy places the organism in Eukaryota, Metazoa, Chordata, Actinopteri, Siluriformes, Ictaluridae. Gene Ontology annotation, cellular component: nucleus. The transcript is spliced from 3 exons. The record is from RefSeq and is a predicted model, not a curated record. Gene Ontology annotation, molecular function: DNA-binding transcription factor activity, RNA polymerase II-specific; RNA polymerase II cis-regulatory region sequence-specific DNA binding.
AUGGAGCCCAACCUGUCAGGGUCUUUAUUCUUCAAUAAUGGCUUGAACCAGUUCCCGACGGACAUCAAGGCGCCUAUGUGCCAAUACUCGGUGCCCAACAGCUUCUACAAGCUCGGCCCUGGCAACCUGAACGCCCAGCUGCAGGCAGGCACGCCACACGGCAUCAGCGACAUCCUGAGUCGCUCUGUAGUGGGAGCCCCAGCUAACACCGCCCUGCUCUCAGGAUAUUCCAGCAUGGGGGGUUUCAGUGGCACUGUGCCCACUCCAGGGGUGUAUUACAACCGGGAUUACACCCCAACGACUUUGGGUGCUUUCCCCAAACCUAGUGAGUGUCCGGGAGUGAAGGGACGCACCAGCUGCUGGGUGGAGGGAGGCUACGACUGGAGAGGAGGAAGACAACAGUGCAGCAACUAUAGCGGGCACCCUGGUGAGACAGUGGGCAGAAAGAAACACACGCGGCCCACGUUCAGCGGGCAUCAGAUCUUCGCCCUGGAGAAAACCUUCGAGCAGACCAAAUACCUAGCGGGACCAGAGAGAGCGAGACUGGCAUACUCACUGGGCAUGACCGAGUCACAGGUCAAAGUGUGGUUCCAGAACCGGCGCACUAAGUGGCGUAAGAAGAGCGCGUCUGAGCCGAGCUCCACUCAGGCGUCCAGGGCCGAGACACAGGGCGCCUCAGACACCGAGCUCGAGGACGAGGAGUACAACAAACCUCUGGACCCCGACUCGGACGACGAGAAGAUCCGCCUGCUGCUGCGCAAACACCGCAGAUCGUUCUCAGUGCUACGCCUGGGGCCGCAUCACGUCUGACACACACACACACACACACACACACACACACACCUACAUGUGUAUAUGACAUAAUGUUUACAUGCU